This is a messenger RNA of Neohortaea acidophila, 1905 nucleotides long. RefSeq lists its product as uncharacterized. The record is from RefSeq and is a predicted model, not a curated record. Lineage: Eukaryota; Fungi; Ascomycota; Dothideomycetes; Mycosphaerellales; Teratosphaeriaceae. Gene Ontology annotation, biological process: reciprocal meiotic recombination. The transcript is spliced from 3 exons. The coding region runs from base 225 to 1643 and encodes 472 amino acids.
GCCCGCGCCACGUGGAAGCUUGGCUCCGGGACCACCCGGGACCCUUGCUUCAAACACUCAACUUGCAUGGAGACGUCACUUCAGGCUGAGCCUGAUCCAUGUCGGUCGUGACUUGACUUCUUAUCACAGCCCGAUUGCCUUUGCACUCCAGAAUCCUGCUCAGGCUGUGAAGUGGCGUUCGAUGCGAUGACGAGGUGUGCAGCACUGACACUGCUCGAGUGGGAAUGGCGCCUCCGCGAGGCACGAUAGACAUCUGUCUGCAAUUCACCAAAUUCUCCCACGCGCUUGGCGUGAGGCCUAACGGUACAAUUGCAUGGAGUCAUGUAACUUCAGACAACCUGUUUGUGUUGGUGAAGGGCUCAGAGCCGGAUGUUGGGAGCGGUCAACUCCUUAUGCGCAUUAUCAACAACAACCAAGUGCUGGAGAGCAUCGACAUUGGCGCUCAUAUCGACGACGCCAACAAGACCCGACACACACUCGAGCAAGCGGGAAUAAGACCGAAAGUUGACCAACUACCGGCAUUCGCCAUCACGAAGGAUUCACUACUUGCGCUCAGAUAUCCUGGAGGUAAUGGGCAGGUGACGCGCGUGCAGCUUCGCAUGCAUAGCAAUGACGAAUGCCAGCAGAUCGUCAAGCUUCUCCUGACUCGCGGCAUAAGUCUCAAGGACCCCAGACCUGGGACUGCACUCUCAACCACGAGCAUGUCCACCACGGCUGCGGAGAAGACACGUCCCCGAUCGAUUGACUUCCGUUCUUCUUACUUCAACCCAUCCGACCCCUCACAAUCCAGCCUGCACGAAGCAACACGACCAUCGAGCGUGCUCAAUCAAACUUCUCCCACUCCAGCUCUCUCGACAUUGCAGAGCAGAGCAUGGCCGUCCGACUCGGCUGAGCGCGACCAUGAAAUCGCACGCUCCGUCACGGCUGGCAGGAGCUCGACUCCUGUAACAGCUCCGCUGCGGUUUGAGGCGCCCAUAUCCCAGCGAGAGUAUGCACGAAGAGGUACUGAAUUGGCUGGAAGUCGUCCAACCUCAGCUUUGGAUCUGCCACCGUUGCCGAAACCGAGCUUUACAAAGGACACACCGUUUCGUCUCGAAGGACCGACUAGCGUUUCGUCGAGCGCAGGGCCAGCAGAUUAUCGACCGAGCACGAGAGCACGCUCGAAGAGAUCGUUUGUUCCCGAUGAGUCCGAGAUCCCGGAUUGUGCAACGACGAUUCGACCAGACGACUCCAGGUUGCCAGCAUACAAAGACUCGCUUCGGGGUGAGCAUGAUAAAAUCAAGCAGGGGGGCCAAAUGGAUGACCGCCUCCAGAGUCGCGAGCCGCUUGCAGAGCGCUCUUCGAAUGACAGAGUCCUUCGAACGAGCAGCGUGAGAAAUGCACCUCACAAAAUCCUCUCGCUGCCCGCCAUGGACACAUCCACAAGACCACCAGAGCCGUUGGGCAGCGCCACGGUUGCGAUAUCCGCGUUGUCGGGUGGAAAUCUAGACCGGAUUGCGUUGGAGGCGUUUACAACGCGGCGCGUGAAUGAUCGACAGGCGGCCCUCGAAGACUUCAUGGUUGCGAAUCUCGAAAAUCCGGCAUUUACCACGCUGUGUGAGGAUGUUGAAAAUUGUUGGAGGCGCGUUGCAUUCGGACUGUGAGCACAGACGAGGGCGUAUAUGCCGGCAGAGAUUUACCGAUCGGGCAGAUCGAUGCUCGCAGUGGUAGUUGCAGACAAGGCCAGAUACCCAGCAGUGUUGUACUGUGUAGCUGCCGCUCGAGGCAAAUCAGCACGAGUCCUCGGCAGAUAUGCUUGGACUCGGCAACUCCAGAAUGGACACCUUCAUCCCAUCUUUCUUCAGCUUCUUGACUUCUCGAUGAUCCAUUCCGAUAGCACCGCCGGGGUGAUUCCGCUUGAAGACG